Molecule: messenger RNA, 1129 nt
Organism: Hibiscus syriacus
Lineage: Eukaryota; Viridiplantae; Streptophyta; Magnoliopsida; Malvales; Malvaceae
Product: phosphatidylinositol/phosphatidylcholine transfer protein SFH12-like
Source: RefSeq, a predicted model, not a curated record
AAGGAGUGCAUCCAAUAAACUCAGGAAUUCUAUGUCAAAGAGAGGUAGGAGGAGCAGUAAAGUAAUGUCUAUUGAAAUUGAUGAUAAGCGUACUCCGGAGGAGGUGCGGUCUGUUGAUGCCUUCCGCCAGGCUCUUGUAUCGGAGGACAAGCUACCUGCAAGACAUGACGAUUAUCGUACGAUGCUCAGGUUCUUGAAGGCCAGACGAUUUGACCUCGAGAAAUUAAAGGAAAUGUGGAUAAAUAUGCUCCAAUGGAGGCAAGAAUUUGGUACCGACACAAUUAUUGAGGACUUCGACUUCAAGGAGCGUUCAGAAGUGUUGAAAUAUUAUCCCCAAGGGUACCAUGGGGUCGAUAUGGAUGGACGACCAGUUUAUAUAGAAAGACUAGGCAUGGUAGAAGCUGGCAAGCUCAUGCAAGUGACGACAAUGGACCGCUAUCUCAAAUACCAUGUAAGGGAGUUUGAGAAGACCUUUCAAAUGAAGUUUCCAGCUUGCUCAAUUGCAGCCAAGCAUAUUGAUCAAAGCACAACCAUCUUGGAUGUGAAUGGAGUUGGUCUUAAGAGCUUCACCAAAGCUGCAAGGGACCUUGUAGGUAGUCUUCAGAAGAUUGACAGUGACAAUUAUCCUGAGACGUUGAACUGCAUGUUCAUCAUCAAUGCAGGUUCCGGAUUUAGAAUGUUGUGGAAUUCUGUCAAGUCUUUCCUUGAUCCUAAGACCACAGCCAAGAUCAAUGUUCUUGGAAACAAAUUUCAGAGCAAGUUGCUUGAAAUAAUUGAUAAAGGUGAAUUGCCUGAUUGUUUGGGAGGCAUUUGUACUUGUGCCGAUCAAGGAGGUUGCAUGCUUUCCGACAAGGGUCCAUGGAAGGACCCAGAGAUCAUGAAGAUGGUUCAAAGUGGUUCUCAUAAAGGCUCAAAGCAAUCUCAGGCUGAAAGCACUGAAGAGAAAACAACUUUAGAGGUUAAAACUGUGACCACGGAGGCAACACAGGCUAGUGAUCCCGUCGAUGCUGAGCCAGUUCCAGAUGCUGCAGAUAAACGAUCAAAGAAUCAAGUUGAGCAUCCGGAGCCCGCCCCUGUACUGGAUAUUGUCCCAAAGGCAUCAAUGGAAAUUGUUCCAGUGGCUAAAUGA